Scheffersomyces stipitis CBS 6054 is the source of this 1080-nucleotide messenger RNA. RefSeq names its product translation initiation factor eIF2B subunit beta (gene GCD7). Gene Ontology annotation, biological process: translational initiation. Lineage: Eukaryota; Fungi; Ascomycota; Pichiomycetes; Serinales; Debaryomycetaceae. Gene Ontology annotation, molecular function: translation initiation factor activity; guanyl-nucleotide exchange factor activity. Gene Ontology annotation, cellular component: eukaryotic translation initiation factor 2B complex. The coding region runs from base 1 to 1080 and encodes 359 amino acids. The transcript has a single exon. The record is from RefSeq and is a predicted model, not a curated record.
AUGCCUGCUGCCACUGUGACACCCGAGAUCCGGGCCAUAAUUGACCCUUUGGUAUCUUCGUUGAAACGUCAGCAGCUCAACGGAGACAAAACCAUUGCUUUGGCCGUUUCCCAAUUGCUUAUGAAGGUCAUAGCUGCCGCGAGAUGGACCAAUCCGUACGACUUGAUUGACAUAAUCCGAAAAGUAGGCACCACACUCAGUUCUGCACAGCCUAGGAAAGUCGUGACGGGUAACAUAGUCAGAAGAGUGCUAGCAUUAAUCCGAGAUGAGAUUGAGACUGAGCAUGAAAAUGGGGCAACACCCAUGAUGAGCUCUAUGUUCUCAUUGCUUUCUACCACCAACGAUACUAGUCACAAGGAACAGCAUAAUCAGCUGAAAAAGCAGAUGAGUGAAUUAAGAUCAAUAAUUAUUCAGGGAAUUCGUGAUUUGGUGGACGAAAUCACCAACGUCAACGACGGAAUCGAGUCGAUGUCGAUGGACUUGAUUCACGACAACGAAAUCUUAUUGACUCCUACACCUACCUCAGAGACCGUGUUGCAAUUUUUGAUCAAGGCCAGACAAAAGAGAAAGUUUACGGUUUUAAUCACCGAGAGUUUCCCCAACUACAUCAAGCAAUCGCAUCUGUUUGCGAAGAAGUUGGCCGAACACAAGAUCGAGACCAUCUUGGUACCAGACUCAACCAUAUAUGCCGUAAUGUCCCGUGUAGGUAAGGUAAUAAUAGGCUCCAGUGCCGUAUUUGUCAAUGGAGGCUGUAUGGCCAACUCGGGGGUAUCACACGUAGUCGAGUGUGCCAAAGAACACAGAACUCCUGUGUUUGCUCUUGCGGGCUUGUACAAGUUAUCACCAUUAUAUCCCUUCACCAGAGAUGACUUAAUAGAAGUGGGAAACUCCGGCAAAGUCUUGAACUAUGACGACUUCAAACUCGUCGACAAUGUAGAGCUCGUCACCAACCCCUUGGAUGACUAUAUCCCUCCUGAGAAUAUUGACAUCUACAUCACCAACGUUGGGGGCUUUGCUCCUUCUUUCAUCUAUAGAAUAGUGUUGGAUAACUACAAGACUGAAGACAACAGCCUUGAAUAG